CGUUGCGCGUUGAUCGCGCGUCUAUUGCGACGAACGUGCUACGGACUACGGCGGCAAGGAAUAGAGCGGCGUUGGUUGCGUUUCUGAGUUUAUAAUACACCUGAGUACGGGAGACUGUGAUCUGAGGUAGCGUCGUCAGGUUGAUAACGAAAGGGUGAAAACGCGCGUAUAAUACAUACAUAGGUGGAAUAACCAGGUUUGCGACGUGGGUGAGCGGUGUCGAGGGUGCGCGAGUUAGUUAAGUUUAAGGAAUAAGAUGUCUUCGCCGAACAAGAAGGUGAAGAAGCUGGAGGAUCCAGGAUCGGGGGACGGAGACGCGCGCGACUAUGAUCUCGAGACGCAAAAGGCGCUGGAAGAGAUUGACGGAUGUCAGAACCAAAUCGAUGGACUGAACGAGAAAGCUAGCGACGAGAUACUGGAAGUCGAGAAGAAGUACAACAAGCUGCGCAAGCCGUACUUCCAGAAGCGUAACGAGAUCAUCAAAAGGAUACCCAACUUCUGGGUAACCGCAUUUGUAAAUCACCCACAAAUAGCACCUAUACUUGAGGAAGAAGAGGAGGAUGCGCUGCGGUAUUUGAACAAGUUGGAAGUCGAAGAGUUUGAAGACAUAAAGUCAGGGUACAGAAUCAACUUCCACUUUGACGAGAACCCGUAUUUUGAGAACGAUGUUCUCACCAAAGAAUUUCACCUUGGCUCUUCUGGAGAUCCAGCGUCGCAAAGUACGCUUAUUCGCUGGAAGGAGAAUGGGGAUCUGACGAAACGAGCUAAAGACAAAGGAUCCUUGAAGGGAAGGAAGAGGCCACUUGUUGGGCACAAGACGUUCUUUGACUGGUUCACGGAUCACGGGGAUCCAAGCUCAGAUGACAUAGCGGAGCUUAUCAAGGAUGACAUGUGGCCAAAUCCAUUACAGUAUUACCUGGUGCCGGACAUUGAUAUCGAAAAUGGAAUCGAGGGCGACGAUGAUGAAGUUGACAGUAACGAAGACGAGGAUGAAGAUGGUGACGAAGGCGAAGACGGAGGUGAAGGUGAGGAGGGAGAUGACAGUAUAGUGGUUGUUGAAGAUGAUGCCGACGAGGAAGAUGAGGAGGAAGAAGCUGACGGGGAUGGAGAGGGAGUCAAUGACGAGGGAGACAUGAUGGUGGAUGAUGAAGCGGAACAGGACGAUGGGAAAGAACCAGAGUAAUAAGCGCACAUUGGAAAAGAUCCUGAGAUCCGUUACAAUAUGGAUGGAACAUUGGUAAAAGCAUAUACGAUAAAUAGUUGUGAACCGAACAGUACGUAGUAAAUUACGACUAUUCGGUACAGACGCAUCACAGAAAAACAAAAACUAAUCAGAUAU
Molecule: messenger RNA, 1339 nt
Organism: Diprion similis
Lineage: Eukaryota; Metazoa; Arthropoda; Insecta; Hymenoptera; Diprionidae
Gene: Set
Product: protein SET
Exons: 5
Coding region: 257-1183 (308 amino acids)
Biological process (GO): nucleosome assembly
Cellular component (GO): chromatin; nucleus
Molecular function (GO): chromatin binding; histone binding
Source: RefSeq, a predicted model, not a curated record